Camelus dromedarius (Arabian camel) is the source of this 3276-nucleotide messenger RNA. RefSeq names its product hydroxyacid oxidase 2 (gene HAO2). Lineage: Eukaryota; Metazoa; Chordata; Mammalia; Artiodactyla; Camelidae. The coding region runs from base 1564 to 2526 and encodes 320 amino acids. Gene Ontology annotation, cellular component: peroxisome. The transcript is spliced from 7 exons. The record is from RefSeq and is a predicted model, not a curated record. Gene Ontology annotation, molecular function: oxidoreductase activity; FMN binding. Gene Ontology annotation, biological process: fatty acid alpha-oxidation.
UCUGUAUCCUUUCUAUGCUAAGCUAAUGUGCACUGGUUGAGAGCUCUUUGGAAGGUAGCAGUCCUGAUUUCUGCUUCCAAAGAAUGUAACAGUACUCAAGGCAGAAUAAUGGUUUUUUGUUGUUGUUUGUGGGGAGGGGUUUCUUGGCAGGGGAUGCAGGUGACUGGGGAGAGGAUGGAGAGAGAGAAUUUAUCUUAGUGCUGCUGCAGAACUAGCACCAGUGAACUAGCCCUCUCCUGCUGCAUCGUGGUGACUUUGCCACCUGAGAAGAUAGGACAUGAGUCCCAGUGUCUCCAGCCACCUGGGCAGGGAAGAGAAGCUGGCUGGGUAGACCUAAAUCCCCUGAGCUCCUAAACUUCCCACUUGGAGGUAUAACAGGAGAGAGGGCUCAAGGCUGGAGGAAAUGUGGAGACCCAAGGAGUCUUGGGGAUGAAAGAAGACUGAUUCAUGGAGAAGAGUUGGACUGGGGCAGUAGCAGGUAAAAUAUGGGUCAGUAAACAGCAGUGCACAGGCCAGGUGGGGCCCACUACCGAUUUUUGGAUGGUCCACAAGCUAAGGAUGAGGUGGGGUUUUUUUCCAUUUUUUAAAACAUUUAAAAAAUUAUUUUCUUAUUUAUAUUUUAAUUUUUUUCUUUUUUUGUUUUUUUCUUUUUGUUUUUAAUUUUUUUCUUUUUUCAUUUUUAAAUGGUUGAAAAAAAUCAAAAGAAGAAGAAUUGUAACAUGUCCAAAUCAUAUGAAAUUCAAAUGUCAGUGCCCAUAAAUGAAGUUUUACUAGAACAGAGCCAAGCUCAGUCAUCUACAUAUUGUCAUGGAUGCUUUGGCAUUACAACAGCCGAGCUGAGUAAUUGUGACAGACUGCAUGUCCACAAAGCCUAAAGUAUUUACUAUCUGGCCCUUUACAGAAAACGUAUACUGACCCCGUGAUACGGAAGUCAGGAGAAAACCGAAAAAAGAAGUGCGAGGUGGUCACUGUCUUCUGUAUUCUCAUACAUCUGUAAUGCUAUAACAGGCAUUUUAAUUGCUUUAUCUCGUUUUGUCUUCAGGACUCUUAGGAAAGUUGGAUUAUUAUGCCCAUUUCACAGAUGAAGUAACUAAUGCUGUCUUCCCCAAGUUUGCACAAUCAGUAUUUCCAGAAAAACCUUUCUCAGUUUCUGUACAGAAACAAUAAUAUCUUGUGAGAAACAAGCAUUUUGGGACCCUGAGGCUAAGUAUCUAUUGCACUUAAAUGUAUGUUUCACAUAUUUACUAUUUCUCAAUUGCCAUACCUUCCUCUAAAGUCAUAUUUAAGUUACAUUUUCAAGUGAAUUAGCUUCUAGCAAAAAAAAAAAAAAUCAUGAUCAUUCUCUGGAAUUUGUCCUCGUUCAGUGACCUUUUCUUACAUUACAGAAUCUUGUUUCCAACCUAAGAAGGAAGAGCCUGGAAUCCUCCCUGCUUAUUCUUUUACUUUCUAGUCCUUGUUAUGAUGAAUCCAUCAAAGCAUACAAGUGCAGAGAGUCUGGUCAGGGAAGCAUGGCUUCAAGACACAGACCACUGACGGGGCAAAUCAGGGAACGUCGUGGACCACAUGCGCACUGAGGGCUUAGAGAAGGCGGGGUUAAUGGGAAUCCGCCUCCGUCCCCGGUACCUCAAAGAUGUGUCAAAGGUGGACCUGCAGACCACAAUCCAAGGGGAGCAGAUCAGUGUCCCCAUCUGCAUCGCACCCACGGGUUUCCACUGCCUGGCCUGGCCUGAUGGCGAGAUGAGCACAGCCAGAGCUGCCCGAGCAGCUGGUGUCUGCUACAUCACCAGCACGUAUGCCAGCUGCAGCCUUGAAGACAUUGUUGCUGCUGCCCCCGAGGGCCUGCGGUGGUACCAACUGUAUGUGCAGCCAAAUCGGCAGCUAAACAAACAGCUGAUCCAAAAGGUAGAAUCCCUGGGUUUCAAAGCUCUGGUGAUCACUGUGGACGUACCCAAAAUUGGCAACAGACGAUACAACGUUACGGACCUAAAGAAGAGCUUACUGCUAAAAAAUCUUGGAUCACCUGAGAAGGGAAACUCAGUGCCUUAUCUCCAGAUGACCCCCAUUGACUCAGCCAUCUGCUGGGAUGAUCUCUCCUGGUUUCAGAGCCUGACUCGAUUGCCCAUCAUCCUGAAGGGGAUCUUGACGAAAGAGGACGCAGAGUUAGCUGUGAAGCACAAUGUCCAGGGCAUCAUUGUUUCCAACCACGGCGGGAGGCAGCUCGACGACGUUCCUGCUUCCAUCGAUGCCUUGAUGGAAGUGGUGGCUGCUGUGAAGGGGAAAAUCGAAGUGUACGUGGAUGGUGGGGUCCGAACUGGCAAUGAUGUGCUAAAGGCUCUGGCCCUUGGAGCCAAGUGCAUUUUUCUGGGGAGACCGAUCCUGUGGGGUCUUGCCUACAAGCAGGGCGAACAUGGUGUUGAGGAAGUUUUGAACAUCUUAAAAAAUGAGUUCCACACUUCCAUGACCCUUACAGGCUGCCGGUCAGUUGCUGAGAUCAAUCGGGACCUGAUCCAGUUCUCCAGGUUGUAAAGAAAGAGAGUGAAUGACCUGACUGAUGGCUGAGCUUGCCCAGAGGAGGAAGUCAGAAUCAUAGUGUGACGUGUGAUGCUACCCUGCCUCGGCCCCAUCCUGUCCAGUGGUUCAUUCCCUGCACCCUUGACCACUCCACCCCAAUCCCUCAUUCUCCUCAAAUGUGCCCUGCUCUGCCUCACUGCCUGGCUGUUCUCUUGCCUAAAAUCCUCCCCCAAAAGACGUGAUCUUAAAAAGGCAAAUCAAUAAUGACUGAAAUAGCUAGUGGAUUCAAUUUUUUGCAUAUCUUAUACGUUUCUAUGAGACAACUAUGGAAAUCUACACUCUAGACAGACAGCACUGCGUAUAAAAUACUCCCCAACAGAACUCAUACUCCUAUCUACAGAUAAUGAGGAAAUAAUAGAGGUAGAAACAUAGGCUUUGGAGCCAUACAGACAGGAUUAACAGUCAAACUUUUGACUUGGGCAAGUGUUCCAGUCUCUCUGUGCUUCCAUGUCCUUGUCUAUAAAAUGGGGAUUAUGCUACCCAGCUCGCUAUGAUGAGAGAGAGAUUAAGUGAGAUAAUGUAUGUAAAGUUCAGAGCACAAUGCUUAACGGUUAAUAUGUUUAAGAAACAGUAGCUUUUGUUAUUAUUAUUUGGCAGGUUGCUAUUCAUCUUUCCAGACCUUGUUCAAAGGUCACCUAUUCUUACUCUGCCUACUUCCUAAGGGCUUCCUGUAGUACUUUGCACAUUAAACUAUUACAACCCUUA